AUGAAUAAUUAUAAUGAUGUUAUUUUUUUUAAAAUUUGGAGAAAUCAUUUUAUUAGAAAUAAUAUAUUAGAAAAAAUUAAAGAUGAUAAAAAUUUUUAUGACAGUUUUAAAUAUGAAAAGAUAUUUUCAUGUUCAUGGAUGAUAGAGAAUGGAUAUUAUUUAUUAUUAAAAGAAAAAGUUAAUAGAGGUGAAAAUUUAAUAUUCAAUUGUAUUGAUUCACUUUGGGAAACCAAUGAAAAAGAAUUUAUACCAAGAAAUUUAACAAGAAAGAAAUUUGAUAAUGGUCGUCUAUUUGUACUAGAUUGUAAUUCAAUUUUUUAUAAAGAAAAAGCAGCAAUUCAUUGGGAUUUGAAUUUCUAUAUAAAUUUAUUUAAAAAUUAUCCAAAUUAUUUUUUAAAUUUUAAUAAAAAUGAAACAGAAUUCACAUUAAUUGAAUAUGAUAAUCAACAAGCAUUACAAAUUUUUGUAGAGAAUUUCAAUCAUAUAUUACAAAUUGAAUCGUUUUUUAGGUCAUUUGAAAUUGGUUCUUAUGAAUGUUCAUUUUAUAUUUUUAAUAAAUUUAAAAAUGAAAUUUUAAAAAGUAAAAAACAUCAAUCAAGAAUUUGGAAUACUUUAUUGAAUCAUUCAAUAUUUAAAAAUGAAAUGAUUGAAAUUGAUUUAAUAAAUCAAAGAAUUGAUUUCAUAAUUAAUAAAUGUCAAAUACCAAUACCAAAAUCAUUAUCAGAUGUUCAACAACUCCAAUUCGUGCCAUGUUUUUAUGAAAUUAAAAUAUAUGAACAAAAAUUAUCAACAAUAUUAGAUUGUUUAAAAACUAUAUCACAACUUUCAAAUAUUUUUAAAUCAUUUUUAAAAUCAAUAAAUGAUAAAUCAUAUAAAAUAAAAUUAACAAAAGAUCAAGAUGAAUAUUAUUCAAAAAAAGGUAGUUCAACACAAUUAAAUUUAGAAUUAUCAAAUAUAAAUUCAUUAAUUUGGUCAUUAGGUAGUGGUAAUAAUAAUAAUAAUAAUAAUAGUACAAGUACAUUAUUAUUAUUAUCAAUAACAGAUAUUAAAAAUAAAUUUACAAGUAAAGAAUUAGAAACAAAUAUUAUUGAAUUAUUAAUUACAAGUGAAAAGAAUGAAAUAAUUUUUGGAUUAUAUCGUUCAUUAUUACCAUUUACUCAUCAUUUAAAUCAUUUUAUUGAUAAUUGGAAUUUUUAUCAAAUUAAAAGGGAAAAUAAUUAUCAAGAUUAUUUAAAAAUUAAAAAACAUACUAUUAUUACAACAGAUACUGUUUUUCAUUCAAAAAUGUUUGCACAUUAUAAAUUUCAAGAAUUUAUUGAUGAUUGUCAAGAUGAUAAUAAUUUAUUUAGAUUUUGUAAAACAAAAGAUUCCCAAAUUAAUUUUAUCAAUAAUUUUAAUAAAGAUUUAAUAAUGACAAAUCAACCAAAGAAAUAUAAUCUUUAUAAAAAUAUUCUUUCAAAUUUAGUUUGGUUAGAUGAUAUUGAAUUAAUAAAUUUAUUAAAGAAACCAGUUGAAGUUGAAUUUAAACAAAAUGAGAAAUUAUUAUUAAUUUCAAAAUUAAAAUCAAAUGAAAUGUUUGAUAUAGUUUAUCAAGUUUUAAAAAUGGCAAAUGAAAUGGAAAGAAAUUUAAAUAUAUUAAAAUCAAUUGAUUAUAGUAUUAGUUCAACAACAACAACAACUACUACUUCUACCACAACAACAAAUACAGUAUCAAAUGUUACUAUUGGUAAUGAUGGACAACCUAUAAAAAGAAUUUUAGAAAUGUUAAUCUUAUGUGAAAAAUCAAAUAUUUUACAACAUUUUAAAAAUAAUUAUACUCUUGAUUAUCUUUCACAAGUGAAUUAUAUUGAUUUAACAAAUAAAACAUUUAAAUUUGGAAUUUUUAAAUUUGUUUAUGAUAAUUUAUCAGAUUUUUCAGUUUAUGAGAGAGUUAAUGCUUGGAGAAAUAAUCUUAGUUUCAUAACAAAUGUUCAAGAAUUUAAAUAUUUAGUUGAACGUACACCAUCAUCAUCAGAUUAUAAACUACCAUCAGAUAAUGGUUUAUCAUAUUUUAAAUAUAUGGUACAAGAAAGAUUAUUUGAUUUACAAAGUGGUAGAUGUAGUUUCGAAUCACAUAAAUAUCCAAUUUAUCAAUACUUUAAAUUGGUUAAAGAUAAAAGACAAGGUAAAGAAACUAAUGAAGAUGAUAUUAAAGAGGAAUUUAAUGAUUUAAUUUAUCCAAAAAAAUCAACAUUUAGUAGUUAUACACUAAGAAGUACAUUUUCAAAAAUUUGUCAAUACAAUGAUUUGGAUUUAAUUGAUCUUAUUUUUACCGAUGCUUCAAACUUCACCAAUUUUGGUGAUCAAAAAACAACAAAUUCCAAAUCGUAUGUACAAAUACUUUUGGAAGUAAUAACAUCACAAGGUGAUUUAGAACUUUUUAAAUAUGUAAAUUCAAAAUUUCCAGAAAUAGUUUUAAUCAUUUUAAAAGAUGGUUCAAAAUCAAGUUGGGUUAACGGUUUUUAUCGUUGUUGUCGCCCUGUUCAACUUGCACUUACAAAUGGCCAUAUUGACUUUUUAUUAUAUAUUUUAAGUUUAAAGAAAACAAAUAAAGUCUUUUUAAAAAUAACUCAUAUCUCAAUUACAUUCAAUAAUAAAUGUUUAUUAAAUCAUUUAAUAAAUAUAGACAAUAGUUAUUUAUUUUUUGAACAUUAA
Molecule: messenger RNA, 2694 nt
Organism: Dictyostelium discoideum AX4
Lineage: Eukaryota; Evosea; Eumycetozoa; Dictyosteliales; Dictyosteliaceae
Exons: 1
Coding region: 1-2694 (897 amino acids)
Source: RefSeq, a predicted model, not a curated record